CCUCGCUAUUUCAGACCUAUCGAAAGACUUUAAGAGGAAUCUGCGUGCUCUUUGUAGACAUGUGUUUGACGCUAAUAAGCUCGUCCCAAGAUCCAUCAAAGGGAGGCCUUUCACUUUUAAGGACUUCAUCAUCCAAUUCAAGACAUGUUUCACAAUGCUUAAAGAAGGGACACUCUCAGAAGUCCAGUCGGUAUACAACGUAACGAUGUUUCUUCACAACAUCAGAGUUCUGCAAGGUAUACAGAAAAGCUAUGAGUCAGGCCUGGAGCAGGAGUUGCCGAGAAUAAUGCGGAGCGAAAUAGUACAAGACCUGCUGAAGGACGUCCACAGUCAGCUGAAAGAUUGUAAUAUGUCACAGUUGCAGGACGCUCCAACGAAGCUAGUGGGAGAUGAUAUGGAUGCUUUUCGUGACCAGCUUUCUCAGAUGAUGGACACUUCCUACAGAGCCAUUUGGAGCGCAGUUCAGGAAACUCAAGAACUCUGUGCAUCACGGUGCAGUGACAAGUGUAAAGAAGAUUUUGAGUUAGAACGGCAAAAGGCAGAAGCUAUAGAUGAACAGGUGAACAACGUUGAAGGCGAUUAUAAGAGAAAAAUGAGUCUGAAACUCGAGGAGAUAAAGAAAAGCUCCCGUCCAGUCGAUGAUGUCGAAGCUGAACACAUGAGCCUGAAAGAAGCUCUAUCAAAGGUCCCAAAAACACCCAUGGAGUGGAAGGAUAGGCAAUAUUUUAAGGACAUGCUCUCUAGCAAGAUCGAAUAUUCCUACGCCUCCAUCGCGGAUCCUGUUGUUACAAGCAUAUUCGAUGCACAGAUUAAAGAACUUGAAGGUCAACGUGAUCAGCUGGCGGAUCCGACAAAGGAGCGGAAGAUGGAUAAGGAUAUAGAAGAAAAGGUACAAGCCAGGAGUAAGUUCAUCAAAGAGAUGCAAGAAAGGCGCGAGCACUACGAGGACCAGACACGAAAUCUGGAACAGCGGAGAAAGGAACAGAUCGAAAAGAUGAAGGCAAGCUUUGAGAAGAACGAAGAGGACCAGAAGAAGCAGGAGCGCCAGCGUCCAAAGAGUGCGGAGCAGUACAGGACUUACAUGCAACGCAUCUGCGUCGAGUUCAUGACGCGACAAGAAGUUGAUCUGGCUGAGGUCCACAAGCAGAAACUAGCAGACGACCUCAUUUCUGACGAUCUGUUCCUCUCGAAGACUCUUGGAGCUUUUAUGGCCAUAUAUAAGAAGACCGAACCUAAUGCUUCGACAAACCCGUGAACCUGGUGGACCAAUCGCUCACGCCAAAGGUGGUAAAGGUCUACUAUGGCAUACUUAGGGUCUGACAUUUUCGGGUGUAAUACACUUCAUGGCUUCUAGGGGGAGAUCGGGUGCUAUUGAUACAGCUGGGCGUUAUGGGGCUACUUUUUUUAUAUGUGUCCAGCACGCGACCCGCCCUUAAAGGUGCAAACAUGCCGUGCUAGAUUCAGUCACUAACAUUAGUUGUUUUAACGUUAAGUACAGGCUGAAACUAAACAGUGCUCGUGAUACCUGAUACAGUGUAAUACGUGAUUGCGAUUCGGGGAGAAAUCAGACUUAGCCUGAACAUAUCCGAAACCGAUUUUCAAGAUAAACGGAAGGAAUCGGGCUCAAAACGAGAAACUCAGACCUCAAUUAUCCUUCAAACCAAAACAGAGCUCCUAUCUGUCGUAUCGGGUACCCAUGUAGUGACUGAUUGCAAAUAAAGUUGGCACAGGAUUCAA
Messenger RNA from Ornithodoros turicata, 1737 nucleotides. RefSeq names its product cilia- and flagella-associated protein 45-like. The coding region runs from base 155 to 1255 and encodes 366 amino acids. NCBI's taxonomy places the organism in Eukaryota, Metazoa, Arthropoda, Arachnida, Ixodida, Argasidae. The record is from RefSeq and is a predicted model, not a curated record. The transcript is spliced from 15 exons.